CACCCAGACGCAGGAUCAGAACGUGUACCGCCGUAGGAAGGUGACCGAGUAGAAAUGGCGGAGAAAUCAAGUUGAAAGAAGCAGGAAAAGGCUUUAAGUGUUGGGGAGAAUACGCAUGUACGCACACACCGUGUGGCAGUGUUGCCGCUGGUCACUGCUGCAUCAAGACCGCCAUCAAUUGAUUAAAAUUUUCACCUGAAUUUGAGCCUGUGAUCGAUUUUUUUUUGGGGGGGGCAUUUAUUCCCGGCGUUUUAAUUUUACUUUUUUAUAUGUAUUAUUUGUACGCGGAAAAACCUUUUGAGGGUAACUCUUGGUUCAGAUUUAACUAUAGUCUGAAAAUUAAAAUGGCAAAUUAGUUGUCCAGGGAUACCAACUAUUUUAUAAUAUGAGAGAGAGGAGGGCAGUAUUUUACAUAUUUUUUUUUGCCUUUGAAUCAAAUUUAAACAGACUAAGUUUCGAGCUAUGUUUUCCCUGACAAAGAAAACUACUGAUGAUAUCAAUGAACUGACUUCAGUGGAGGUUCCUAGAUGAUGCUUUAGGGUUCUUGAUCCAAGGAGUUGAAGCACCCGAACACAAGAGUGAUGGAUGGCUGGAAUGGACUUCAAGAAAAGAUAGUGUGGGCCUCAGCCACUGGAAAUUGAAAAACUAUGUAUGACAAACAAAUUAAAGAAGAUUGGACACCACUAGCAUAGCUUUUCUCCUGUUACUGCAGUACAGUACUAAGGAGAGAUGAGUGCGUUUUUUCUAUGAAGAUGUAUACAGGAGCUGAGACCAGUAAAGAGACGCAACACAUCACUCCACACAUUGCAGCUCACAAAUCCUCAUUGGCUCCUACAUCAUCAGCAACUACUUUGUCCUCUCUGGCAUUAUCUGGAUCUGGUGGAUCACAACACCUGGCUCAGUCUCACUUACCUUCUCACAAGAUUGGGCUGUGUGGUCACAUCCCUACCUACAGAGUGGGUAUACAUGCAUCUCACCAAUCAGUAGUGAAGGGUUUAGAUCAUGAUGGACCAUUAUUGCUAUCUCGUCAUGGUCACACAAACCUUUCAUCCCACUUUUCCAAAAGCAUCCCACAAGAUUUGUCUGCACAUUCUGCAGCAGGGGCAGAAAAGGCAGUUCCUCUUGAGUUGACACCUCAUACCUCUUCUCACCACAAGUCACUGUCUCACAUUCAAGCAACUGUGAGUCAAGGUAUGAGCAGUAAUCCAGUUGGGACACACAUGUCAGCACAUCAGGCUGACAGAGGCUCUCCAUAUUUCCGUGUACCAGAUUCGGUUUUAAACGUCCAGGGUCCAUCUGCCAUGUUGGUAUCCUCUGUAGGAGGGGAUGGGGGUGUUUCAUCUCUACACCAUAAUUCCCAGACCACUACAUUAGUACAUUCACAGUCUAAUUUGUCAGCACAGAGUUCUACUGCAAAUCUGACAACUAUGCCAGGAGUAUCUUUGCCAGGUGUAAACCCAGCCAUAGUUACAUCAGUUUGUUCACAGAGCUCCAUACAACCAUCAGAGUGCGUUAUGACUCCUAUUAUGUCAUCUGCUUGUGGAGUACAUCAGGCAAAUGUUAAGAAAGAGAAAAAUGAACGCUUGGACGAGAUGAAAAUAUCAGCUGGGCAGGGAGGUGAUGGAUCCCAACAAACUAUUGGGCCACAAAGAGAUCUUGUCCGUCAAGCACUCCAGGCAGUUGUCACACAUCCUCAACACAAAACUGGUAAUGACCAAGAAGUAAUUGAAUACAACUACACUGCUGGUGAUAUUGCAGAACUGCUGAUGAUGAACAUUCAGGUAAAUGCUUCGCUCCAGGCAAUGAACAAGAAUCCUUCUCAACCAGACACAGAAUCUGAGCAAGUGGUUGAUCUGCAGCCAGCAGCUGUUGAUGAAACAAAUAGCCUGCAGUCCGAACCGUCAACCCCAAAGCGCCGUCGCCCCAGGCUGUCAGAUGAAGCCCAAGCUGAGCGCCGAAUAAGAAUUGCUUUACGCAUGAGAGAAAAACGAGCUGGAGAAACAGAGGAACAGAAGAGGUUACGACGGAUCAGAGAAGCAGAAAGAAUGAGACGUAAAAGAUCAAGUGAGGAUGAGGUUCAGAAGUUAAAAAGAAGACAGGAAGCUGCUAUUCGAGCAAGGAAUCGUCGAGCCUCUAUGUCUCCGGAGGAGCGUUUGAUUGAUAGGCAAAAAGCUGCAGACCGCAUGAGAUUAAGGCGCGCCACCGAAAGUGAUGAACAAAAGGCUAUACGUCGCUUGAAGGCAGCAGAGCGAAUGAGGAAAAGAAGAGCAAGUGAAACUCCAGAACAGCGUGCUGUAAGGCGACAAAAUAUUGCUCUUAGAAUGAAAGCACGACGUAGGCGAAAAGAUGAAGAGGGUGUAAAUGGUGAGGAGUCACAAAUUAUGACUCGUAAUUUAAGAGCUAGAUUAAUUAAGAAUGAAGCAAUUGGCAACAAUACAGUGCAAGAGGGAAGUUCAGAACAGAUUGCAAAUACGAACACUGAUCAAGAAACACACAUUUCCCCUUCCCAGCUUGUUACGCCUACGUCGCACAUUCUUGUACCUUCAAGUAUAGGUGUGGGUGGAAGUAUUGCUCUUCUGCAUGUGGAUCCCAGUCUAUCCUCACUGUCAUUAGGACAUGGAACUCCUGGGCUGUCCAAUGUAGAUAUGUCCCAACGGACUCAACCUUUGCCUCUCCAUAAGUCCAUCACAACAUCACAAAAUCAGGAAGUGCCAGAGCCACUGCCACUUCAGAAGCACGUGGUAAGCCAGGAGUCAUCUCCUGCUGCUACUCCAACUCCAGUGUCCACUACACACACUAAUAUGACCACCAGCCUACAAAGUCAUAUUGAGCCUCUUUCACUUCACAAAGCAACAAAUUACCACCACCAUUUGCCUCAUCUUCUUCAUUAUCAUCAGCACCACACAAGUUCCUUGCAACAGCAGCAGAAUCCUCACCAACACAUGCAGCAGCGACAUCACCAGCAGUAGGUGAUGCUCUGUGAAUUUGAGGCGUAACGGAUCUCAUUUGACAAAAGCACUGACUUUUUUUGCACAAAACUAGGGCAACUGAUAAGGUUUGGGUGAAAGUAAUGCAUUACAAACUAAUGUGCUAAUAUGAGGUGCAGACAGAUUUUUUGUGAAACUAAGACAUUGCCAAUUCACUUGGAACUCGUAGACGUUGACGGGUUAUAUAUCUUUUGAAAUUGAACGUUUUACUCUCAUUGCAACUGUGUAAAUAUUGUUAUAGAGUUUACAAAAAAAUAUCCGGUGAUUUCAGUCAUCAGCAGUGAGUUGAUGAAAUUUAUUUGUGUUAACUUAGCGGGCACUGGAAACAAAGACCCUUUUACUACUAAGGGUUCCUCACAAAGGUGCAGAAAGCUGCAGCUGUAUGAAACUUGUGCACUUUAGUUAGCACUAGAGUAAAGUUAAUAGAUUCCGAGCCAUUGAUUGGACAUUUUGAAUUUAAGGCAUCAAUAAGGCUUGUGUGAAAUUAAGGCCUUGAGGAAACUUAGUUUCUAGGUGUGCUUGUAACAAAUCAUUUAUUACACGUGGGAUUUGGUUGUGAAGUGAAAAAAAUUGGAAAUAUGAAGGAAAUGUUUACUAAUUAUUAAGUGCUAAUGUUUUUAAACUUGUAAGAGUACUAGUAUUGAGAUAAACAAUACAUUGAGGUUUGGUGUGUACAUAAAGUACAUGUUGAGACAAUUACAUGUUGAGGCAAGAAACAGGUGAAGGUGUCUGUAAGUGUGCUAAAUUAAUGGUUGUGGCAGAAAGCUCUUCAGGAAAGGAGGUGACAAAGACUAUCAGAUUUCUUAUAUAAAAUAGCAGAGCAUCUUCAUCUUAAACAUCAUCUAAGGUACAGUAUGUACUACAACAUGUUUAUUUCCAGACCUGUGGAUUUCCUCUUAUAUAUGCAAGUAUAAUAUGGUACAUACAGUAUUGUUUCCCAACUUUUUUUUUUUUUUUGAAGUAGCAGACGAGAUAUUUUUAUGAAUUAAGGAUCAUAAGAUUACAGUACCUUGCUUUCAUGAUGUAAAUCUUGAGAAUAGGUUAAAAGUGAACUAAAAUAAUGGCAUUUUAAUACUUUUUAUUCCAUUACUUUUUGUGUUAACCCUUUGACUGUUUCGGUCAUAUAUAUAUGUCUUACGAGCCAAUGUUUUUGACGUAUUAAUACGCCAAAAUUGUAGUGGCUUCAAAUCAAGUGGGAGAAAACUGGUAGGCCCACAUGCGAGAGAAUGGGUCAGUGUGUGCAGUAUAAAAAGAAUCCUGCAGCAUGCAGUGUAUAAUGAGAAAAAAAAAAAACUCCGACCAUGUUUUUGGAUUGAAA
Molecule: messenger RNA, 4305 nt
Organism: Cherax quadricarinatus
Lineage: Eukaryota; Metazoa; Arthropoda; Malacostraca; Decapoda; Parastacidae
Source: RefSeq, a predicted model, not a curated record